This is a messenger RNA of Porites lobata, 741 nucleotides long. NCBI's taxonomy places the organism in Eukaryota, Metazoa, Cnidaria, Anthozoa, Scleractinia, Poritidae. The record is from the annotation of a GenBank genome assembly.
AUGGCAUCAUUCUUCCUGCAAUGUGAUUAUACACUAGCGGUUGUAGAUAGAGCCCUUCAACACGUUGACACUGUCCCCCGAGAUACAGCCUUACGACCACCUAACGACGGACAAUCCAACAGAGAAGUCAUCCCCUUAAUCUUAACAUACAACCCCAUAAACCACCAUGUAAAGAACAUCCUAUCAAGAAACUUCGACCUUUUAAAAUCUGACCCUGAAACUAAGGAACUGUUUGAUAACUCGCGAGUACUCGGUGCAUACCGCCGCGACACCAACCUGCGUGAUUCCUUGGUCAGCAGCAACCUUCAAUCCGGCGCAAACACUGAGGAUGAACCAAAUGGAACUUUUCCCUGCCGUCGUCCACGAUGCAAGACCUGUGCCCAUACCAACCCAGCCUCCCAGAUCAACACCCCCGGUGGACCUCUGACCAUACGGCAGAGGUUCUCAUGCACGUCAAGUAACCUCGUGUAUAUCAUAACUUGUCGGGCAUGCACUCUGUCGUACGUUGGCGAAACCGGACGUAGGCUUGGGGACAGGUUCUGCGAACACCUCAGAUCUGUCUCAAAGAAAGCUGACCUACCCGUUGCUAAAUAUUUUUCCACCCCCGGUCACACAACUGAUAAUAUGAUGGUAGCUGUUGUUCGAGCGGGUCUUCACAACACCAGGGACAGACGUAGAGCGGAGGGCCGCCUAAUUUUUAAAUGCAAAACUCUACAGCCGCGCGGCAUAAACAUUGACUUC